Messenger RNA from Chiroxiphia lanceolata (lance-tailed manakin), 6214 nucleotides. RefSeq names its product transmembrane O-mannosyltransferase targeting cadherins 3 (gene TMTC3). The record is from RefSeq and is a predicted model, not a curated record. The transcript has 15 exons. NCBI's taxonomy places the organism in Eukaryota, Metazoa, Chordata, Aves, Passeriformes, Pipridae. The coding region runs from base 336 to 3083 and encodes 915 amino acids. Gene Ontology annotation, cellular component: endoplasmic reticulum. Gene Ontology annotation, molecular function: mannosyltransferase activity; protein binding. Gene Ontology annotation, biological process: protein O-linked glycosylation via mannose.
CCCGGCUCGGCCCUUCCACCACUCUACCCUGCCUGGCAUUGUGUGCCUCGCCCCAGGGCUGCGGGCGGCAUGCUUGUUCCUGCUCGGCCGCUGGAGGCCUGCGGGACUGCGCGGGUGCCUUGUGUGUAAGUGUGGAAUAGCGGGGGCCCAGGAGGUGUUUAUACUGCGGAGUGAAGUAGUGCACCAGACAGACAGGACUCUCAUGAACAGUCAGUGACACCAGAGCAAUUGGCAGAGUGGAGGGAAAAAAUGACCUUUUCAUGAACUUCUAUGAAGAAUGCAAAUGAGCAAAGUGUGAGCUUCAAUGCUUUUGUCCAUGAAAACUCUUAGAGAAGAUGGCUGAUGUAAGCCUGAAGGAAGCAGCACUGAUAGUUGGUGUGGUGGCAGCCUGCUACUGGAACAGUCUCUUUUGUGGCUUUGUUUUUGAUGAUGUUUCAGCGAUUUUGGACAAUAAAGAUUUGCAUCCUUCUACUCCAUUAAAAAAUCUUUUUCAAAAUGACUUCUGGGGCACUCCCAUGUCUGAGGAGAGGAGUCACAAAUCCUACCGUCCCCUUACAGUUCUUACGUUUCGCUUAAACUACUUGUUCAGCGAAUUAAAUGCAGUUUCGUACCACUUUCUAAAUCUGGUCUUUCAUGUGGUGGUUUGCAUAGUCUUCCUCAAAGUCUGUAAGCUGUUUCUGGACAACAGGAGCAGCAUAGUUGCAUCCUUGCUCUUUGCAGUGCACCCAAUACAUACGGAAGCGGUAACUGGAGUUGUGGGCAGAGCAGAGCUUUUAUCAUCUAUUUUUUUCCUAGCUGCUUUUUUGUCAUAUACAAAAUCUAAAGGGCCGGAUAAUACCAUAGUGUGGACUCCAAUUGCAGUGACUGUGUUUCUAGUAGCUGUUGCAACACUGUGUAAAGAACAAGGAAUAACAGUGGUGGGAAUAUGCUGUGUGUAUGAAGUAUUUAUUGCUCAAGGGUACACCUUGCCAACGCUGUUGGAUACAGCUGUACAGAUUCUUCGAGGGAAGGGCAGUAUUCCUUUCUCUAUGCUCCAAACACUAUUGAAGCUCAUAGUCCUAAUGUUCAGUACACUGCUGCUUGUAGUUGUCAGAGUCCAGGUUAUCCAGUCUCAACUUCCAGUGUUUACAAGGUUUGAUAACCCAGCUGCUGUUAGUCCAUCCCCAGCAAGACAGCUGACUUUCAACUACCUCCUCCCUGUAAAUGCUUGGCUUCUUCUCAACCCCUCAGAACUAUGCUGUGACUGGACAAUGGGAACUAUUCCUCUUGUGGAGUCUUUGUUAGAUGUUAGAAAUGUUGCCACCCUUACCUUCUUUUGCUUUCUGGGAGCUUUGAUUGUCUUCAGUCUCCGACAUCCUGAUAAUUCCUCCAAGACAGUAUUGAUGGCACUCUGCUUAAUAGUGCUACCAUUCAUUCCUGCAUCAAACCUGUUUUUUCCUGUUGGAUUUGUAGUAGCAGAACGAGUGUUGUAUGUUCCUAGCAUGGGAUUCUGCAUUUUAGUAGCACAUGGAUGGAAGAAAUUAUCAAAUAAAAGCGUGCUAAGAAAAAUUUCUUGGGUUUGUUUGGCUGCGGUACUAUUCACUCAUGCCUUAAAAACACUGCACAGGAACUGGGAUUGGGAGUCGGAGUACACGUUAUUUAUGUCAGCUUUAAAGGUAAAUAAGAAUAAUGCAAAACUAUGGAACAAUGUGGGGCAUGCAUUAGAAAAUGAAAAGAACUUUGAAAGAGCUUUGCAGUUUUUCAUACAGGCCACACAAGUGCAACCAGAUGAUAUUGGUGCCCACAUGAAUGUAGGAAGAACUUACAAGAACCUAAACAAAACUAAAGAAGCUGAAGAAUCAUAUAUGAUUGCUAAAUCAUUGAUGCCACAGAUUAUUCCAGGUAAAAAGUAUGCAGCAAGAGUUGCUCCUAACCAUCUGAAUGUUUAUAUCAAUCUUGCAAACUUAAUUCGAGCAAACGAAUCUCGCCUUGAAGAAGCAGAUCAGUUGUAUCGACAGGCAAUUAGUAUGAGGCCGGAUUUCAAGCAGGCUUACAUCAGCAGGGGAGAAUUACUUUUAAAAAUGAACAAACCUCUGAAAGCUAAGGAAGCUUACCGUAGAGCUCUAGAACUAGACAGAACCAAUGCAGACCUGUGGUACAACUUGGCAAUUGUUUAUAUUGAGCUGAAGGAUCCAGCGGAAGCUCUGAAGAAUUUCAACCGAGCACUAGAACUCAAUCCAACACAUAAACUGGCGUUAUUCAACUCAGCACUGCUAAUGCAGGAAUCUGGUGAUGCUCGGCUUAGACCUGAAGCUAAACAAAGACUGUUACAUUAUGUGAAAGAAGAACCCCAGGAUGCAAAUGGAUACUUCAAUUUGGGUAUGCUGGCAAUGGAUGAUAAAAAAGAUAUGGAAGCGGAGGCAUGGAUGAAGAAAGCCAUAAGGUUACAGCCAAACUUCCGAAGUGCUUUGUUCAAUUUGGCACUGCUUUAUUCUCAGACAGCAAAAGAAUUGAUGGCUCUGCCCGUCUUGGAAGACCUACUGAGAUACUACCCUGAUCAUACCAAAGGUCUGAUUUUGAAAGGAGAUAUCCUUAUGAACCAAAAGAAGGAUAUCGUUGGAGCAAAAAUGUGUUUUGAAAAAAUUUUGGAAUUGGAUCCCAACAAUGUACAAGGAAAGCAUAAUCUUUGUGUGGUUUAUUUUGAAGAACGAGACUUAAUAAAGGCAGAAAAAUGUCUGGUUGAAACACUAGCACUGGCACCUCAUGAAGAAUAUAUUCAGCGUCAUCUAAACAUAGUUAGAAGUAAAAUUGCAUCGCUCAGUGCUAUGGAACAGUCAUCGCUUCCAUCAGAGGGAACUGCAGCUGCAGAAGAAAAAAAAAAUUCAUUUCAGAAUUUGAAAGAAGUAAAAAAUGAGAAGACAACCACCCAAUCAACAGUUGAUAACAAUAAAGAACACUCAAAAAAUAAGAAACUAACAGAGAAAAACAGUGUGGACAAAGAGACUCCCAAAAAAUCUACAAAGGACAUCAAAGACAUUGAGAAAAAGAGAGUCGCUGCUUUGAAAAGACUCGAAGAGAUUGAACGUAUAUUAAAUGGUGAAUAGACUUUAUCAUGUCACAAAAGAAUAAGGGGAGAAUACUAUUUUUAAUUAUUGUUUAAUUUGUAAGCCAAUUGGAAAGUGUUCUCAGUGCUUUGAAAAUAGAAAUAAUGUUGAUUGCAUAUCAGUUAUCAAGCAGCAAAAGACAUUACAAUGCUCUAUGUGAGAAAACUGCAACUUUUAAAUAUGAUGGAGGGAUGGGUGGGAAUCGAAGGAUAAAAGGUUGAGAAUAAUCUUCGAUGCAGAACCCUAAAAGUGAGGAAAUAGCACUCAUAAAAAUCAUUGGUAGUCAGGGAUAUUAAGUAAUGCUACUUUCAAAGAAUCGGUGGAAGAGCUGAAUGGAGAAUUAACAGGAUAAGCCAGACACUGCUUCUUUCCCCCAUACAGAUCUCUUUGUACUAACAUUAUCUACAUUUUGGUUUACACAUCAUCAGUUGAAAUUUUUCUAGACCUCUGUUACACAAGAAAAACUGUUUUUCUUUGUGUUAUUUGUUUCCAGAACUUAACAAAAAGUCAUCAAAAUGCCACUGACUGUAGUAUAGGAAGAUGCAACAACACACUAAAACUUUCAGUUGCAUUCUAAAUAUGGAAUGAUAUAACUUUUUAGAUGUUCUUUACUUACAAUGCUAAUGGUUUUUAAUCUUUUACCUGAUAAGAAAUCUUAUGGUGCUCUUAACAUCUUUAGACUAAGCUUUUUCAUUUGAAAGAAAUGUGGUUUUUUUCUUCAACUGUCAAUCAUGUAAAAUUAUACUAAAAAGGAUGGGUUUGUCACUUUUUCCCCAGUUCAUUGAAUUCUGAUAAAUGCACUUUGGUACAGUAACCGGUAUGCUAUGCAGUAGUUCUUGUUGACUUUGUAUCAAUGGCUGUGGAUUGACUCCUUAGUGUAGUAAAUUCUUCCUUGUUUUAUCUGGUUUUACUAUUUCUGCCAUUGGAACAGUAUUUCUAUUCUCAUGACUUUUUACAACACUAAUCUAAGCAAUGAUUGCUGAAGGAAGUGUGAUAAAAAUUAAGCCAACUGAACUUAGCAAUGUUUAACACAAGGCAAUGUAGGUGGUGUCCUUUCAAAUACUGAGUUCUGUUGUUUUGAUACUUUGUCUUGGGUGUGUGGUUUUUAUUAAAUAUUUAUUUUGACUACUAAAAUAUUUCCAUUUACACUUUUUCACUAAUGCAUCAUUUUAAUUUCUUAUAUGAAAUUAAUAUCUUUACAGUUUCAGUGUUGCUUUUAUUCUUUUGCAGUGCAUAUAUUUUUUUUCAAAUAUACUACCGAUUACCUAAACCCAAUGUUUUCCUUAAUUCUGAGAAAGAAAAAAAGAAAAGAAGUGUAAGAGCUGGGUUCAUUAGUAGUUUCAUUAAUCAUUAAAUCUAACUUUAUGUUUCGUCUUAUUUCACAAUGUGGAAGUAUUCCUUAACAACUCUACUCCUAGAACUUAAUCCUUUGCAUACCUGCUCAGUUUUCUGCUUCAAGCAGUAAUCCAGCUGUAAGAUGUAAUAAUUAUUUCUGUGGGAGGGAUCUGAAAUGGUUAAAGGCCUUCCUUGCAUGGACUUUUUCUUUGUUAUGUAUCAUUCAUAAUGUUAGCACAACAAUUGCUUGCAUGGUAAUAACCGGGGGGAAAAAAGCGGGUUUUACAAAACAUGAUUUACAAGCAGCUGACAGGAACAAGUGCACGGUGUGCAACUAUUCACCCUACAAAAAACUGACGUGCUACUUGUAGUGAAGUGCUCACAGGAAUCUAUUGACCACACCUUGAAAAUCACUUGUCUGUGAAUAACUCAAAUACUUGUAACUAAAAUAGCUGCUAUGUUGACCUUUAUAGAAACUUUAACUUGCAUAUUAAGUCUUCCUGCAAACCUUUGUUUUGCAAAAGGAUUAGUCAUUGUUCUGCACAAUAUGAAGGAAUGUUCAUUUGAAAAUGGCAGGAACUAAGUAGUAUGAAAAGGUACUUGCUGAUAGAGGAGGUCAGGAUUCUUCCCUCUUCUAUAUUAAGAGCUCCUAGAAUCCUACUGUCACACCAUUUUUAUUCGGUCUGUGAAUCGAAGGGGGGAGGAAAGACACAUUCUUGAUUUCUGCAUCUGAGCCUCUGUCAUGCUGUUCUCAUCUUGACCAUCCAAGUGGCUCUCUAGGGACUAGCCAGAACUGUUAGAUUUAUUGACACUAAGAAGUGCCGUCAGGUUUACCUAAAAUCACCAGGUGAAUGUAAAUGGAAGGAUGCUGGAUGUCUUUCAGUCUGUUACCAGGUAUUAUUUCCCCUUUGUCUCUGUUAGAGAAAUUUUAGUAAAAACAAGUAAUUUUGCUAACAUCAAUGUGCUCAGUUGUAUUUAGCCUGUUAGGAUGUGUCAGCCAUUUUAAAAUUAAGCUGUCAUGAGAAAAACUGUUCAGUAAAUGGAAGUGGCAUAACUUGUGAAAAAUAGUCAAAAUAGCAUUCGUGCAUAGGAAAAUUAUCAAAGAGAGAAUAGAUUAAUUUUUGUCUGCUUGCAGGUAAAACAGAAUAAUCAACAGGUGUUUCUCCCCUUCCAGUUCAACUUGUCCUUUCUCCCCUCCCUGCCAUCAUCAUGUGCAAGAACACUAUAAAUGUCAUCCCUUUUCAGAACUCGCAGUUUCACUUAUACGCAAGAAUUAGAAAUUUCUGAGAGUGGGACAGGCAUACUAAAAAACUUGUACCCCUCUUACCAUAAAAUGCAAUUGCUGUAGUUGCUGAAAAAACCUGAAAAGAUGUCUUCUAUCAUCUUUGCAUACAUACACAAAAUUAUUCAAACUUACCUGUACAGCUGCACUAAGCAUUUUAGGUGUUACACACGUUUGUGCAUGCAAUUUCAGUACAGACUCAUGCAUUUGUCAGAUUAGAUUUUGGAUCUUUUGCAGGUGAGUAUAUGCAUAAAGAGAGAGAAACUCGUAUAAACAUAUGGAUUAAUUUGAUAUGCAUGCAUAUAUUUGGGACACUUUAAUACUUACAGGUAGUGCAAUUGCAGAAGGACAGCAUGCAAGUAUAGGUUAACCUUUGAGUGUAAAAUUUUUUUUGUCUCUUUUCCCCGUGAAACAUCCUAGGACUUAAUAUUCUAAGUAUUGCAAGUAUUCUUUAUUUUCAAAAUAUUAUCCUUUGCAUUACAACUGGUUAAAAACAUGAUUGGUCAGAUCUCUU